This is a messenger RNA of Elaeis guineensis (African oil palm), 522 nucleotides long. RefSeq names its product putative serine/threonine-protein kinase-like protein CCR3. The record is from RefSeq and is a predicted model, not a curated record. NCBI's taxonomy places the organism in Eukaryota, Viridiplantae, Streptophyta, Magnoliopsida, Arecales, Arecaceae.
AUGGAGUUCACCUUCGCCGAGCUCACCAUCGCCACUAAAAGUUUCUCCUUGGAUACCAAAAUCAUUGAUGGGGCCGGAGUCGAACGGCGGUCACCUAUUAGCGAGGGCAGCGGGGACGGUGGAUACAUGGAUAUUGAGUACUACGGGCUCCACCAUUUGAUAGUGAAGAGUGACGUCUACGAGCUUGGGGUGGUGAUGUUGGAGGUGUUGACGGAAAAAAGAGCGAUCUUUAAGAAUGGGGAGGGUGGGGAUCCAACUAGCGUGGUGGACUAUGCGGUGCCGAGGAUCGUAGCCAGAGAGUUGGCACGGGUGAUAGAUUCGCGGGUGUCGUCGUCGGAGGCGAACGAGAUGGAGGCAGUGAAGAUGGUGGCAUACACCAUGGUGCACUGCAUGAGCCUCGAGGGGAAGGAUCGGCCCUUUAUGGCUGACGUCGUCACCAAGCUCGAGAGAUUUCUUGCGCUUUGCGAGGAUAGCCAUGGCAGCAUCUCCAGCACCAGCAUCUUCCUCGCCUCUGUCGAUUGA